AGGAGCAUUUUCCGGUGACGUCACAGUUGUCAAUGCGAGGUUAUAAAAGUAGAACUUCCUUUCUUUCCCGUUUAGUAUUCAAGUGUUCUUCAACGGAGUCACAAGUUUUCAUCGUGAUAUUAUUUUUCUGAAAAAAAAGUCUAAUUUUGAUCUCUACGUUGUCUACUGGCAAACAUGCAGAUUUUUGUAAAAACAUUGACGGGGAAGACAAUUACCCUUGAGGUUGAGGCUUCCGACACCAUCGAGAAUGUUAAGGCAAAAAUCCAAGACAAAGAGGGAAUUCCACCAGAUCAGCAGAGAUUGAUCUUCGCUGGCAAACAAUUGGAAGAUGGACGCACCUUGUCUGAUUACAAUAUUCAAAAAGAAUCAACACUUCAUUUGGUCCUUCGUCUUCGUGGUGGAAUGCAGAUUUUCGUAAAAACCUUAACUGGCAAAACAAUCACUUUAGAAGUUGAAGCUUCUGACACCAUUGAAAAUGUCAAGGCCAAAAUCCAAGACAAAGAAGGAAUCCCACCAGAUCAGCAGAGAUUGAUUUUCGCUGGCAAACAAUUGGAAGAUGGACGUACACUUUCUGAUUAUAAUAUUCAGAAGGAAUCCACAUUGCAUUUAGUUCUUCGACUCAGAGGUGGAAUGCAGAUUUUCGUUAAAACUCUCACAGGUAAAACCAUUACAUUGGAAGUUGAAGCAUCCGACACUAUUGAAAAUGUAAAAGCAAAAAUUCAAGACAAAGAAGGAAUUCCACCAGAUCAGCAGAGAUUGAUCUUCGCUGGCAAACAAUUGGAAGAUGGACGCACAUUGUCUGAUUAUAAUAUACAAAAAGAAUCCACUUUGCAUUUAGUUCUUCGUCUCAGAGGUGGAAUGCAAAUUUUCGUGAAAACUUUAACCGGCAAAACAAUCACCUUGGAAGUCGAAGCUUCUGACACCAUCGAAAAUGUAAAAGCAAAAAUUCAAGAUAAAGAGGGAAUUCCACCAGAUCAGCAAAGAUUGAUUUUCGCUGGUAAACAAUUGGAAGAUGGACGCACCUUGUCUGAUUAUAAUAUUCAAAAGGAAUCGACACUUCACUUGGUACUUCGUCUUCGUGGUGGUAUGCAAAUUUUUGUAAAAACCUUGACCGGUAAGACCAUCACAUUAGAAGUUGAAGCUUCAGACACCAUUGAAAACGUGAAAGCUAAAAUUCAAGACAAAGAGGGAAUUCCACCAGAUCAGCAGAGAUUGAUCUUCGCUGGCAAACAAUUGGAAGAUGGUCGCACUCUGUCUGAUUAUAAUAUUCAGAAAGAAUCAACAUUGCAUUUAGUUCUUCGUCUCAGAGGUGGAAUGCAGAUUUUCGUUAAAACUCUCACAGGUAAAACCAUUACAUUGGAAGUUGAAGCAUCCGACACAAUUGAGAACGUGAAAGCAAAAAUUCAAGAUAAAGAGGGAAUCCCACCAGAUCAGCAGAGAUUGAUUUUCGCUGGCAAACAAUUGGAAGAUGGACGCACCUUGUCUGAUUACAAUAUUCAAAAAGAAUCAACACUUCAUUUGGUUCUACGUCUUCGUGGUGGAAUGCAGAUUUUCGUAAAAACCUUAACUGGCAAAACAAUCACAUUGGAAGUUGAAGCUUCCGACACCAUUGAAAACGUGAAAGCUAAAAUACAGGACAAAGAGGGAAUUCCACCAGAUCAGCAAAGAUUGAUUUUCGCUGGCAAACAAUUGGAAGAUGGACGAACUCUUUCUGAUUAUAAUAUUCAGAAAGAAUCAACACUUCAUUUGGUCCUUCGUCUUCGCGGUGGAAUGCAGAUUUUCGUGAAAACCUUAACUGGCAAAACAAUCACAUUGGAAGUUGAAGCUUCCGACACCAUUGAAAACGUGAAAGCAAAAAUCCAAGACAAAGAGGGAAUUCCACCAGAUCAGCAGAGAUUGAUUUUCGCCGGAAAACAAUUGGAAGAUGGUCGCACACUUUCCGAUUAUAAUAUUCAGAAGGAAUCCACAUUGCAUUUAGUCCUUCGUCUCAGGGGUGGAAUGCAGAUUUUCGUUAAAACACUCACAGGUAAAACCAUUACAUUGGAAGUUGAAGCAUCCGACACUAUCGAAAAUGUAAAAGCAAAAAUUCAAGAUAAAGAAGGAAUCCCUCCAGAUCAGCAGAGAUUGAUUUUCGCUGGCAAACAAUUGGAAGAUGGACGCACCUUGUCUGAUUACAAUAUUCAAAAAGAAUCAACACUUCAUUUGGUCCUUCGUCUUCGUGGUGGAAUGCAGAUUUUUGUAAAAACCUUAACCGGCAAAACAAUCACAUUGGAAGUUGAAGCUUCCGACACUAUUGAAAACGUUAAGGCUAAAAUUCAGGACAAAGAGGGAAUCCCACCAGAUCAGCAGAGAUUGAUCUUCGCUGGCAAACAAUUGGAAGAUGGUCGCACACUUUCCGAUUAUAAUAUUCAAAAAGAAUCUACCCUUCAUUUGGUUUUACGACUUAGAGGUGGUUCCUGUUAAAAACGAAUUCGUUUUUUUUUUUCUCUAAAUAUAAUAGACAUGAAAUUAUUGUUUAUUCCGCUAAACUUAAAAAGUCGUAUUUUUUUUUUAUUUUUCGAGUAUUUAUUAAAAAAAAAAAAAAAAAUGAUUGAAAAAAAAACAUGUGAUACAACAAUGGAAAUUAUCUUCUAAAUAAUAUAUUAAUUUUCUUCUUAA
This is a messenger RNA of Leptopilina boulardi, 2658 nucleotides long. RefSeq names its product polyubiquitin-A (gene Ubi-p63E). Lineage: Eukaryota; Metazoa; Arthropoda; Insecta; Hymenoptera; Figitidae. Gene Ontology annotation, biological process: protein ubiquitination; modification-dependent protein catabolic process. The transcript is spliced from 5 exons. Gene Ontology annotation, molecular function: ubiquitin protein ligase binding; protein tag activity. Bases 175 to 2463 code for a protein of 762 amino acids. Gene Ontology annotation, cellular component: nucleus; cytoplasm. The record is from RefSeq and is a predicted model, not a curated record.